Messenger RNA from Polyodon spathula (Mississippi paddlefish), 2433 nucleotides. Its product is annotated as zinc finger protein 362-like. Gene Ontology annotation, cellular component: nucleus. Gene Ontology annotation, biological process: regulation of transcription by RNA polymerase II; central nervous system development. The record is from RefSeq and is a predicted model, not a curated record. Lineage: Eukaryota; Metazoa; Chordata; Actinopteri; Acipenseriformes; Polyodontidae. The coding region runs from base 83 to 1729 and encodes 548 amino acids. The transcript is spliced from 11 exons. Gene Ontology annotation, molecular function: DNA-binding transcription factor activity, RNA polymerase II-specific; RNA polymerase II cis-regulatory region sequence-specific DNA binding.
UUUUUUUUUUUUUUUUCUUCCCCAUUUCAGAGAGAAGAUAUAAACCCGGAAGUUUUCCCCGGUUGCUUGCAAACGGGGAGCGAUGGAAGACUCUCAUUUUAAUUCUUCGUAUUUCUGGUCUCCGGUCUCCACAGGGCAGAUUGAGAACGCUGUGUUUAUCAAUAAGAUGAAGGAUCAGCUUGUCUCAGUAGACAAGGCUGGCAGCUUCGCUCCCCCCAGCGGCGCCUCUCACUACCCCACCACCGUGCUCACCAUGCCAGGCUCCGCUGUUACUAUGGAGACGGGCCGAGGGGGGGGGAAACCUCAGGAGUCUGGGGGGCACCUCCACCCCCCCCACACAUCGCAACAGAACAUCACUGUGGUCCCAGUACCAUCCACUGGGAUUAUGACUGCUGCUGAUUACCCAGAAUACAUCACUUCCCCUGCCGUGCAGUGCCUGUCCGCACGAGUACACAAUACAACUGUACAGUACUACACAACCACAGGUCUUGUGAUCACCACUCCCCAGGGAACGCUUGUCUCCUCCGCCCCGCCAGGCUCAGUAGCCGGUCAGUCCUUCUCAGUGUCCGGAGUCACUGGUCAUCCUUCAGCUGCCACCAUGAUAGUGUCCACGCUGCACCCUUCUCCUGGCACAGCGCCACCUGCAGACGAGAAGCCCAACCCAUCCCCAUCCUCCUCGCAGCUUCCCCCUCACCCCUCUCCCUCCUCCUCUCACACCCACCCAGUGUCCUCUGCCCUCCACACCCCGGGCAAACGCGGGCGCAAGAAGAAGCAGCCAGGAGGGGGCGGAAUCAACAGAGCCGUCAUGACAGCACACUCCGCCAUCACCGGCGGCAACCAGGCCAUGAUACUGGCACACUUAGCAGCAGGGGUGCAGCACCACAGCUCUGACCCCUAUGACCUUGGCAAUGAAGAUGAAGAGACAAUCACAGAGAAGGACGGCAGUAGGUCCUAUCGCUGUCGGAUGUGUGCUAUGACUUUCUUUUCCAAGUCUGAGAUGCAGCUCCAUUCUAAAACUCACACUGAGAACAAGCCCCACAAGUGCCUGCACUGUUCCAAGACCUUCGCCAACUCCAGCUACCUGGCACAGCACAUCCGGAUCCACUCGGGAGCCAAGCCUUACACCUGCUCCUACUGCCAGAAGGCAUUCAGGCAGCUGUCCCAUCUGCAACAGCACACCAGAAUCCACACUGGAGAUAGACCGUAUAAAUGUGCACAUCCCGGCUGUGAGAAAGCCUUCACCCAGCUCUCAAACUUGCAGUCCCACAGAAGGCAGCACAAUAAAGAUAAGCCCUACAAGUGUCAUCACUGCCACCGCGCGUACACCGACUCUGCCUCGCUGGAGGUGCAUCUCAGCACUCACACGGUUAAACAUGCUAAGGUGUACUCUUGCGGCAUGUGCAACCGCGUCUACACCUCGGAAACGUACCUGAUGAAACACAUGCGGAAGCACAACCCUGAUCCCAGUAACCCAGUGCAGCAAAACCAGUCUGCCCAGUCCAACAGCUCCCAGCAGCAGCAAGGUUCUCAGAACCAACCCCACUACACAAACCAGUCUGAGCCCAUCCCAGGCCAGUGCCCUUUCGACCUGCACCAGUACAAACCAGUAUCGUCCGCUGAGCUGCAGUACAAACCAGUACAGAACCAGACAGACCACCAACAACAUAAAGACCUGUGUCUGACUGUUUCCACCUCUGCUAUCCAAGUGGUGGAGCAUUUGAAUUCAUAGACAUGGGAGAGAGAAUGGAGAUUGACAGGGAGAGGGGAGUGGAGUAAGGGUGAAAGGAGGGGGGAAGAGUGGGUAUGGCAAGGAACGCAAAGACUUCCACACAAAAUCAUGAUUUUAAAACACAUAUGGCUUAAAAUGCCAUUGAAACAUAUUUGUAAUCAUUCUCUUUGUUUGCAGCCAUUAUGGAUGGUUCCAGUAGGUGUGCUCUAAUAUUAAGAUAUUUUAUCAUUAGUCUAUUAGAUAACAAAAUAGAUUUUAAAAUGUCAAUGUCACAGCAACAUAAUUGGGAGAUUCAUAAUGAGUGCAGACAUGCUGAGCGUUAAGUGAGGGGCCUCACAGCACACUAUACAGCAGACUGGCUGGGCAGAGGCAUGGUAUUGGUUUGAAAGGGUUUGUGAGUUGGCAUUUAAUGAUUUACACUCCCACUGAUCUCUUUCAUUGUUAUUAGCUGUAUAUAAUAUUAGUUACAUAUUAUAACCUCAUCACUCUCUCUCUCCUCUCUCUCUCUCAUCCACAGGGGGUGCAGUUUUAUGUGUAAUAACUUGUAACCCCAUUGUAUAUUAUUUGUAUAACCUGCUUAUACAAAAGUGCUGAGAGGACUGUCUAAUAUGUAGAUACCUAUUGAUUACAGUAUCUGUGUGUGUGUAUGUAUGUAUGUGUAGAUAGAUAGAUAGAGAGAUAGAUAUAGAGAUACACAUACACAC